This is a messenger RNA of Pisolithus orientalis, 1822 nucleotides long. RefSeq lists its product as uncharacterized. Lineage: Eukaryota; Fungi; Basidiomycota; Agaricomycetes; Boletales; Pisolithaceae. The coding region runs from base 87 to 1628 and encodes 513 amino acids. The record is from RefSeq and is a predicted model, not a curated record. The transcript is spliced from 5 exons.
AGACAAACCCCCAAAUCUCCUCGAGGUCACCUUCCGGCACACUCUACUCCUUCAUCCGCAAGGCUCACGGCCUUUUGCUAUUAGCAAUGGUGUCUGUGUCGCCAGAACGCCAGAGGUCGUCUCUCGACUCGCCAGACUCGCCCGUCUCACCACAGUCUGAAUCACAGGGCGGUUUGUCGGGCCCAGCAUCAUCUUCGGCGCUUAUCCUACUACCGGACACGGAAGAACAAGAUCCUUACGACCUCGAAAGCGAUGACGACCAAUCCAAUGACGAACCCGAUUCUCAACUAGAAGUCCAAAGGCUACCCAUACCCCCUCUUGGCAGUGCCCUCGUUUUUCUAUAUCUCUUGUCACCAUAUCUCAGACUGGGCGCUUUGUAUAUCACCGACGGAGGAGACCCAAUCUCCCUACGGUAUGGACUCUUGACUCUCAUGUUUGCAGCAUCUCUUUCGGCGUUCUGUCGCCAUCUUUGGUUUAUGCUCGGUCGUUACCUCCACAAAUUCACUUUGGAAGAUAUUCUCAUCGAGGCAUUCGUUCGCGGUCGAGGCCAGGGCCGUCAGCAUAAUUUCGCUCGUUGUAUCAUUAGCAGCGCCGUUGCACUGUUCAGAGUAUUGCUAGCUGCGAUGUAUUUUCGGGAUUCGGUAGAUUCGGUGCUGCAAUUGGUUUCAGAAAGCAUGCGAUCAUUUGCGCUUCUAUACAUAUCGGCAUUCCUGGGGUUCUUUGUACUCGUGCUGUCCAUUCCUAACACCGUCGCUGCAAAACCGGUAAUUUAUGCAAGCACACUCUCGACGACUUCAUAUCUAGCAUGGUUAAUCGCGGUAUUGCACGCCAACACGACUGGUAAUCUUGACCCUGUUACGAGCUGGCCUCAGCGGGGUAUUCUGUGGAAUAUAUAUAGUAGUAUAGUGUUUGCGUGCACGACCACCUUGACAGCGCCCUUAUCAGCUUCCUUGACCGGUUCACUCAUAGUUUGGCCUGUGAAACGACACAGAACAAGACGGUUCAAAUUGUUGAACAUAUCUUCAGCAGUACUGGCAGUGUUACUCGUGCUCCCUCUUGUCGUCUUCGCAUCUUUACGUGCCAUUAAUCUGAGCGGAAGAACAUUGGCAAUUCCCUCUGAUGUUCUUGUCCCAAUUUUGCGAGCAACGACUUUAUCAUCGGCCAUUCCAAGUAUCAUCGUUUCGACCCCGACGCCCCGAUUCUUGCACGUGGGAUAUUGUCAUCCCCACCCGAACCCAAUCAAAUUCUUCUACGUAUCGUCCGCCGUCCUCCUCAGCCUAGCCUCAUCGUUUGUUGCAAAUACUAUCAGGGACCUGACCCUUUUUCUGGCGUGCUCAGGUACAUUUUUGCUGCCAGCACUGGCACACGUCACUAUCCAUUACCUCCGACGCCCCCUUGCCAUCGUUAUACCUCAGGAACCUCAUUCUGUGCCGGCUAGCACUAUAGCAGGAUCUCGAUCCGCCUCUCGUCCUUCCCUCGAUCCGCUUCUUCAGCGCAAGGAACGAUAUCUUCAGCGAAGACGAUUAGGAAAGCGCCUUCUGUGGGACGUUGGGAUAUGGCUGGUUCUGAUACCCACAUGUACUUGUGCACUCAUCUGGGCUGUGGGCUGCUUAAUGGGCAAGUGGUAGCACGAGUAGUACCUAGUCAUGUAUCCCUCAGCAUUGCUGGAAUUGCUGCUGUGAGUUAUCACUCUUUUCCGUGUCCCUUGCUGCUGUCUCUGUUUGAAUUUGGACAAAUAGAUUGUGAUAUCCCUACCUCAUUGUGAAUGUCCUGUAACUUGUAUCAGUUUCAUUACUUGAUGAUCAUACAGGCUUGAUGUCAG